AUGAAGCACCUUAUCCUUACCGCCGCUCUCAUCGUCUCCCUGCAAGCUGCUACCACCCGAGCUGAUGUUUUUGAGGGCGGAACGGUCCGCUUUGUACCUGCUGGGGGUGUAUUUGAGCGCGAGAGCGUGAUGGGAAACGAAACGAUUACAAAAUGCAAAAAGGAUGAGAGCGACGGUGAGAACUGCGGAAAAUGGGUUGUUAGAGAGAAUGGCACGCUGCCAAUCGACGAGGUCGGCUCCGAGACCGUUUGGGAGGGAGAUGAGCUCGUGAUUUCGAAUGUACAGCUCGCUGACGCCGGCACCUACCACGAUCCGGAGGGAGCCAAGGAUCCGAAUGGCAGCUCGGAAUCCGCAUCUUCUGAGGGUUCCUCAGAAGAUGGUGACGAAGAUAAGUCGAACACAAUCGUGACGCUGAUCGUCCACAGCGGCGGCGACAUGGAA
Mesorhabditis spiculigera is the source of this 441-nucleotide messenger RNA. The record is from the annotation of a GenBank genome assembly. Lineage: Eukaryota; Metazoa; Nematoda; Chromadorea; Rhabditida; Rhabditidae.